UAGCCUUACAAUGGAGUUUACCAACCAGUUAUGCAAGUGUGUCCAAUUGGCAUUAGUGAUCCUUAUGUUGGGAGCCUGGUCAUCUGAAGCCACCUCACGCAGUCUCCAAGAUGUAUCAAUCUUUGCAAGAUAUGAGCAAUGGAUGACUCGCUAUGGACGCGUGUACAACGACAUUAACGAGAAGAACAAGCGAUUCAAUAUAUUCAAAGAGAAUGUCGAAUAUAUAGAUUCUUCCAACGUUGUAGGAGGCAAACUUUACAAAUUGAGUGUGAACCAAUUUGCAGACCUUACAAAUGAAGAAUUUACAGCCUCCAGAAAUCGGUUUAAGGGCCAUGCAUGUUCCACAAAGACCACUACUUUCAGGUAUGAAAAUGCUAGCGUGCCGGCUACAAUAGACUGGAGACAAAAAGGAGCUGUAACACCAAUCAAGGACCAAGGCCAAUGUGGUUGCUGUUGGGCGUUCUCAGCUGUGGCAGCCAUGGAAGGAAUUACUCAACUUACAACUGGUAAAUUGGUUUCUUUGUCCGAGCAAGAGCUAGUUGACUGUGAUGUCAAUGGUGAAGACCAAGGCUGUGAGGGAGGCUUAAUGGAUGAUGCCUUCCAAUUCAUUACUCAAAAUCACGGACUAAGUACCGAGGCCAAUUAUCCCUACACCGGUGUCGAUGGUACAUGUAAUGCUCAGAAGGAAGCAAGCCAUGCAGCCUCGAUAUCUGGCCACGAAGAUGUGCCUGCAAACAGUGAAAGUGCACUAGCUAAGGCUGUUGCCAAUCAACCAAUUUCUGUUGCCAUUGAUGCUAGCGGAUCUGACUUCCAAUUCUACUCUAGUGGUGUUUUCACAGGAACCUGUGGAACGAGCCUAGACCAUGGUGUUACUGCUGUUGGUUAUGGAAUCGGUGAUGAUGGAACUAAGUAUUGGUUGGUGAAGAAUUCAUGGGGUGCAGAAUGGGGAGAAGAAGGUUACAUAAGAAUGCAAAGAGAUGUUACUGCACAGGAGGGCCUUUGUGGUAUUGCCAUGGAAGCCUCUUACCCCACUGCGUGACAUGCCGUCCGUCAAAAUGAAAUGAAUAUAUACCAGCUUGUGUAUGAAAACGUACGUACAUAUAAAUCGUUGCUUGUUAUAGGGCUAAUGUAAAAGCUACCAUGUUUGUCAAAAGAAACUAGCCUUAAAAAUACAAAAUGAAGAACCAGCUGGUUCACUAUUUAGUUAAAUUAUCCGAUUAUAAUAUGUAUGUCCAAUUACAUUGUUCUAUA
This is a messenger RNA of Argentina anserina (silverweed cinquefoil), 1251 nucleotides long. Its product is annotated as senescence-specific cysteine protease SAG39-like. The coding region runs from base 11 to 1039 and encodes 342 amino acids. Gene Ontology annotation, molecular function: cysteine-type endopeptidase activity. Gene Ontology annotation, cellular component: lysosome. The record is from RefSeq and is a predicted model, not a curated record. Lineage: Eukaryota; Viridiplantae; Streptophyta; Magnoliopsida; Rosales; Rosaceae. The transcript is spliced from 2 exons.